GGCAAAAAAAAAAAAAAGUCCAUUUCCCAUUCCACGGGCCCACCAUCACAAGCAGGCCCGAACAACAUUACGUGGAUCAGCCCACAACAAGCCAAUCAGAACGCAGCUCACUUCUCCAUUAGCCAAUCCCGCCCACACUGCACGCUGGCGCGCUUUCACUUCUUUGGUUUCUUCCUCUCCCCACAUUUCCACAAGACUUUCUAGCCAAGCUGUAACAUAAGAGAAUCGGUGAUGGGUGCUUGUAGGAAACCUAAUUAAAUCAAAUUCCAUGACACAAUCAGGAAAACGAACUUUAACCUAUUUAUUUGCUUCUACAAUCAAUUUACAUGUCGUCGAGUAAGCAUCGUCGAGUAAGCAUCAUCGAACCCAACAAGCAAGUCGGAGGUUGCGAUUUGGGAAGUUGAAAAGAGGGGGCGAUUCGCCGAGCAAUGGACUAGGGCCAAGAUCGAGACGAUGUACGAAAAAUCUGCCUACUGACACGCCACUUCAGAAUGAAAAUAAAUGGAACUCGAGACAUUAAGAGAAGACGAGAGAAAAAACGCUAGUGAUAAACACAUGCAAUAUAUAUACCUAUAAUGCCUGGAACAAGGAGAACUCAUCAGCAUUUUUUACGCAAAUUUUAUUGACAUGGGGAGGAUUCCAAAUGGGAAAUGAACUAGUAAAUUCGGCUCAUAACAGUUACACCAUCACAUAUAUCCUCCAACGGAAGCGCAACACUCGAGUAUCAACCCGAGUUCAGAAACAGGCUAACCAACAACACGACUAAAUCUUCGAAACAAGGAGAAAGAUAGACCAAAUCAAAUCCUCUACCUCCAAAGACAAAUAGGCUCGGAAACCAGGAGCAUUAUACCGGCGUAGCUGAACUGUUCAUGGUGAAACAAUCGAAACCCAUGAAACAGUCGAAUACGGAUUCGCUUGUUUUCUCUACUUGGCUUGAGGGUGUGAAGCUAUAAAGUCAACAGCAAGACUAAUGGAGUUGAUCUUAUCUGCUUCAUUGUCUGGUAUCUCGAACCCGAACUCUUCUUCAAGAGCCAUCACAAUCUCCACCGUGUCUAAGCUAUCAAGGCCAAGAUCAUUCUGGAAAUGGGCAUUCGGUGUUACCUACAACAUUGGAAAACCAAAAUGUCAAUCUGUGACACUGCACCAGCUCAUUGUCCUAAGAGAACAACCAAGUUACAGAUUUUCUUAAAUAAUAAGAAUUCGCAAGCCCGAUAAACCACAAAUACCAUUGGCAACAACAGUUCAAAAGGAACCUAUAAGGAAACAAGGAAAAAACAACCCCAAAGAUUCCUAGGGCAGUUUAAAAUCUUUGAAGACAUUUCUACGACUAGAGGCUGCAUUUGGAAUUCAAUAACUAUGCCGGGUGCUUGGAUUUCCUAUUGAAUAGCUAAACAAAUGGCUAUUCAAUUUUUUUUUUAUUUGUAACUAGCUGAACCAGGUAGAAGCAACAAGGGGUUGUUUGUUAGAGCACAAACAGCACAUUGGAAGUUUGGGACACAGUUCCCAUACCCUUUGAGUCUGUUAACCAAGCUCGGGUAAUACAAGAAGAAAAAACAUAGUUAAGAAAUUCUAAAGUCCAUAAAUAAGAUGUGAAAUGCAGGAUUCAUCCCAGAAGCAGAAGCAUAUUUGCCUUCAAUGAAAGACAGCAUCAAACUUAUCUGCAUAGAUCUACCCCAAACUUAAAGCCGUACACAUUUCAUGCCAAUAAACUUCUGGCCAAAAAGUAGAUUGUAAAGGCAAACACUCUUAAAGAGUAGGAUAUGAUAGGGACAAAGAACAAUUCACUUCUCUACCAUGAAUAAGUUGCCAAUUACUUGCACGGAAAGAUGAUAGUAUUUUGAUCACAAAACCAAACAUGCAAACCAUUCAAAACAAAACAAUGAAGCAUGACCAUCCCGGGUCCGCAAAACCUGAUACUCCUUGUAAGCGACAUACAAGGACCCAACCUAUUCAUCACAUUUGUUUAAAGUGUUUACAAGCUACUAGCAACCUUUCUAGACACAACAGUUCAUGAGCGACACAUUCAACCCCCUUCCGCGCAGCCAUUAUUUACGCAUCGUACUUAACUAAUAGUUCACAAGAAAAACGGUAAAGAAAACGAAGACUGGACGGUGUUUGGAAGUAUUGGUAAAAUAAUGCCCCCACAAAGUAUGCUUAGCAUGAUUCAACAAUUGAGUAUUCUACUACAUGAGAUUGCAAGAGCUUCAGCAAAACUCACUACAUUGGUGGUUGCUAUACAUUGAAACACCAACUUAUCAACCAAGCAAACAGUGCUCUCCCAAACACUAGCUAGCUAAGACCCGAAUACGAAAUCCUAACAGAAGAGUAAACUCUAUUUACAUAGAGCUUCAACGACAGGAAAUCAUAAACGGGAGGGCCAUAAAUUCAACAAAAGAAAGCAUAAGAAUUAAGAAGUAAAAUGGACUGCGCUCCUUGGGUGUCUCCUAACCUCGGAGUCCUAUUUAAGCAUAAACCAAAAGAUUCCCAAAAAUGAAUGGCUAGAGCAUGUCAAUGGGUUAACGCUAAUCGCCACUCCGACAAUUAUCCAUUCACAGAGUCAUUCCGACAAACACCUAAUAGAUAUAUAUAUAAGAAAUAAUAUUCAAUUUUCCAUUUCCCAAACACAUUCGAUUCGAAUCCAAAAAAAAAAAAAAUCAGACGAGAAGGAGACAUUUACCUUCGAAGGCUCGACCUUCUGAAGGUUCUUGACACAAUUGACGACACGAUCUGUGACCUCCGAUUUGUCGAGGAAGGAGCCCCUAACCGCCUCGGAGAAUUGGCGCAGAAUCGCAUUGAAAGAGAGGCCGAAGAGGCCGUUGUUGGGUUUAGGGUUUUGCGAGAAGGCUUGCACCUUCACUCGGAGGUGCUUCAGCAAAAUUCCUCUCGCUCCCGCCAUUGAUUCUACCACUCGACAAAAUUUCGCCGGUUCGUUCCGCGCAAGAUGGUGGAUGGACUGACGUGCUCCUCCGCAGUGGUGGAUGUUUCGAGAACUAGGAGACUGAUAAAAAGCGACGCUUUGCGAACCAAGUAUAAUCAGUAAAAGCUAAACUCUUUUUUUUUAAAAGUGAAAAAAUGCGUCUGAUUGCA
Molecule: messenger RNA, 3087 nt
Organism: Linum trigynum
Lineage: Eukaryota; Viridiplantae; Streptophyta; Magnoliopsida; Malpighiales; Linaceae
Source: the annotation of a GenBank genome assembly